CUAGUUUUUUUUUUACAAACAAACAUGGGUGCGGAUGUGCGUGUGAUAAAUGUGUCAACGCUCAAGAAUUUAUAAUUUUCUUUGUUUAUUUUACGUUUACCAUUGACUAUUUCAAUAACUUGUGUGUUUGUUUGAUUUCUCUUAUGUUUUUUGUGUUCUGAACAAAGUUUUUACUAUGGGUACGAGCACAAUGGGGAGUGAUUUGCAUUCUGAUAAGCAGGACAAGUUGCUCAAGCUACAAGCUCGGAAGAAAGAAUUGGAGCAGAUACUUGCAGCCAAAAACGAAGAGCUUUAUAAACUAUGCGUGCAAGAAGUGCAGUUAACUGGCAUUAUGCCACCCGAAGCGCCUCUGAGUCCCGAAGUGCCUCAAAGAGAAAGAUUGGGAAGUAUUAAAAGUGUCGACAGAUCAACAGACGGCAAUGACGUUCAAGAUGGGUCCGACAACUCCUCCAGGCGUCUCAGAGCCGCUACUGGUGACCGAACUCAGGAGUCCGACGCAAACUUGCGCAAGAAUCUUACACAUAGACUGUCCACUCCAUCCAUAUCUGGUGUGUCGACUAAAAGUUCCCACUCAAGACACGUUCGGCGUCCAGAGACUAGUUGUUCCAAUUUCUUUCCAUCUCCUCCACAAGAGCGGAACACUGAUACAUUUUCAAUUCACACAUCUCAUACUUAUCCUGCAUUAGCUGGUCGUCAUGAUAUCAUGAACGAAAACCUACAGAAUGACAUGCAACAGGGCACAAUUUAUAGACACCAUACUAUGACAACAGAUUAUAUGAAUAAGAUAUACUGUAAUAAUACUCCAGAAGCUCAUAAUGUAUCUAGAUUACGAGAAACUCAUUUCAGUUCUAGUCAUCCAGAUAUUACAACACAUUACACUCACGGUAGCAUGGCGCCGCAUCCUGUACAGAAUGGGAUGCGGACCACUCCAUUAUUGUAUCAAUAUGCCACUCAUCUUAAAGCUCAAAGCCAGCAUUUAACUGGGCUUGCCCACCAGCAUCAGAUGCAGCAGUCUAAACGCCGCCCAGAGGGCGUAAGACGAAACACAUUGCAAAGAACCCAAACAUAUCACUUGACUUCUCACAGUGAUUACAACCAAUUGCAUUUAGAAAAUUUGAAGCAUGAGGCUCCUGCACAUAUAUACCAACACCGGUCACAACCUGAUAUACAAGAACAACCCCAUGGACCGAUAGAACGAGUCAUUCCUGUACCAAAUACAUUGCCUUUACGAGAACAUAACAUGAUCAAGCAUCCCAUGCAUAUGCAGCUUCAAGUGUCUACUGAUGAUUACAUCAGGGAUGACAGAAGACACUACCCUGACCAAUUGACACCAGUCAGCACAAAGUCAGUCUAUAAUUUUGACCCAAUAAGUAUGAAUAAAUUCUCACCAUUAUCCCAAGGGGAUAAAAAAGAAAAGCAGUGGUAUGAAACCUCAUUAGACUCUCCGACAAAGGCUGAAACACCUUUAUUGAAAAAGAGUUCCAGUUUAAAACGAACUUCGAGCAUAGGAAACUCUCAAGCAUAUGAGAUCAUGAUCUCUUCUGGUCGUCACUCAGCUAUGCAGAGUCCAAAUCAAGUACCACAAAGUCCACCUGUCUUGUCACCGGGUGCAGUUUCCUUAGAAUCCCCGAAAAAUUUGACUGUAAUUGAACAGGGUAAAUGUAUACCUUAUAGAGAAGAGACAAAACCUUUUGAAAUGUCUGAUUUUUAUAAAUAUUCUACUAAGUUUAGACAAGCGGCAGCUCAUAAAAGUCCCCCUAAUAACCCAGGUCCUAGCCUGAAUACAGGGUAUAAUAAGUUGCCUAUGGAAUUGCCACAGUAUGCUCAAGAACACUGGCAUGGACAAACAAAUUAGAUUUAAGUAUUUAGUUUUAAAAAUAAUAAAUUGUAAAAUUAUUUAGUUGUCUAUUAACUUAUUUUGACAAGAAUUGGUAUAGAAGACCUAAUUUUAAUAAUAACUUAUAUUGCACUUAUGUUGUUAACUUCUUAAUAAUUGUGGCUUAAAGUUUCAAAUUGUUACUCCCAAUUUUCGGGCCUAAAAUGUGUGUAAAACAAAUAUAAAUCAAGGUAGUUAAUGUAAAUGUUUUGUCUACAAUAUUAUUGUGAGGAAAAACAUGGAAUUAGUAUAAAACUGAAAGUCUAAUGCUCAGCAUUAUAUCAAUGAUACCAAGAAGAACUGUCAAUCACUACAUUGUGCAUUGACAUGAUUGAAAUAUUGAUAAGAUUAGCUCUGUGAUAACAACUAUUAAGUUGUUUUAUUAUAUGAUGACAAUAAACGAGUUUAUACAACUGACAAUUAUCUACAUUAUUAUAUACUUCUAAUAAAUGUGGCUAAAUCAGAUUUUUAACCUACUUCAUACAGGAGGAGUUUCUUAUGUCAGUAGUAGCAUUAAAGACAAGAAUAAUGACUUUUUCCUGAUCUCUGUAUGCCCUUUUUAUUAAUUUAGUUAAAGUACAAGUUUUUACAAGUUAGUUCCAAUUUGCCUUUAUUUUAGAUUUCUUUAUAAAAUGCUUCGCCCACCGCUUUUUAGAAAUGUAAUGUUACUGAACAAUAUUUCUCCGUUGUUUCAACCUGGCCGCUUUUGUGAUAUAUUUUUCUCAAUUUUAGUAGAUGUGAGUCGUUUUUUGUGUAUUUUUAUUUUCAAAUCUUAGAAUAGCAGAAGUGAUUGUUUAAGGCUUGUAGCAUAAAUUAUACACAGCAGUUUUUUUUUUAAUGUAGCCAAUCAUUUUGUAGCUUUUUUGUUAGCAUUAGCACUAAUUGGAAAUCAAUGCAAUGAAAAGAAUUUUACAUUAAGACUUGUUACUGUUUUCUAUUAGAUACACUUGAAAAGACUUAUCUUACUUGCCAAGCAAAUUAAAGCCUAAGUGCCAUUUGCCUUAACAAAUUAUACAGUAGCUAUGUAUUUCUCAAUUUUGUAUAUAGAUUCUAGUAUGUGUAUUGUGUAGUGUAAGGUGUUUUAAAGUUAUUUUUAUAAAGCGUUUAUGUAAGAAUCUUGUGCGCUUGCACAAAUUAAUGUGGGUCUAAUAAAGUUUUAUAAAUAA
Trichoplusia ni (cabbage looper) is the source of this 3042-nucleotide messenger RNA. RefSeq lists its product as uncharacterized. NCBI's taxonomy places the organism in Eukaryota, Metazoa, Arthropoda, Insecta, Lepidoptera, Noctuidae. The record is from RefSeq and is a predicted model, not a curated record. The coding region runs from base 176 to 1855 and encodes 559 amino acids. The transcript has a single exon.